CACAUGUUUUCAAUUGCACCAGCAGUCAUGAAUUAUGUACUGGGGAUAUAUUCUGCAAUGACACUUUUUCACGCAUGGAUGAUGGUAUCCUGCGAGGUGUUUUCCUCUACAAGCCAGAUUCAUCACUUAGCAACAGUAAGAAGCGCCAUAUUGGAUGCCAUUAGCAACAACGUAAAGACAGAAAAUGACGAUAUCAAGAGAGUUCUUGACGUGUUCAGAAGAGAUGUAGAGUCUUUAGAAGGCGUUCAUGAUGCAUGGGAGUAUGUCGGUCAUCCCGUGUAUGUGUAUCAUAUGUUGAAACAUUAUGUUACAUUAUUCAAAGUAGCUGUUAAUAGUGACAAUAAAGCCGUGAUGAAUGCGCUUACUGAAGUACUCGGAGAGAGCCUAAUCCCGACAGAAGAAGACUUAGUUGGCUGGUGUAAGGGCAUCUUCACCAUACAGAAUAUGUACAAUAUCUCCAGUAAAGACAUAGCAAGCGGCCUGAUUGCUGGUAGGGAAAGCAAGCCCCUCAACAAGGAAGAUAUCAAGUUUAUUGCUGAAGUUGCACAUUCAUCGAAGAAUCAUCUGUUGUCACUAGAAUGGGUAGAUUUAUGGUUAUCGAAUGUGGUUGAAGAUUGCAAAGAACGAAAAGUAUGUAUACGGGAGGAGUUCCGUGAGGGAAAGAUAGUUGCUGAGACCAAUGACGUCCUUUUACUGAAAGCAAAGGCUUUUACGCAAACGUCCCAAUUUAGCAAAGCCGUGCAUAUACUUGAGCAGCUUGAGGAAAAUGAUCCGGAAAACGAUGAGUUUUCUGAUCAGAUGUCAAAAACACGCAAAUUACAAUCGAUGAUACGAGAAAGUCCCGACGGCCAAAAACACAUGAACAGUAGAGGGAGAGGCUUUGUUGAUGCUGAAACUAAGUUAACAAUCACAGAAUUGCAUAGAAGCUUAUGUAGAGGGGAAGAUCUAAUGAAUUCCACAAUGAAAUCCACGCUGUUUUGUCGAUAUAGAAAAACGGAGACACCUUUUUAUCAAUUUAAGGAAGAGGUAAUGCACGUAGAGCCUCACAUCUCGAUGUUUUACGACGUUUUAUCUGAUGAUGAGGCACUGGCCCUGCAAAUUGCAGCAGAACCAGAUCUGUAUCGUGCUAAAGUAGGUGGGCCUGGGAAAAGAAUGGUGAUAGAAGGAAGAACGGCCAAACUUACAUGGAUAAAGGAUGACCAUCCAGAUCCCACUAUAAAAUUACUGAGUAAAAGGGUGGAGCACAUAACAGGAUUGAGUACACAGUAUAGGAAAAGAAAAGCAAGUGCUGAUGCCUUUCAGGUGGUCGAUUAUGGUAUAGGAGGCCAGUAUAUACCCCAUCGGGACUAUCAGGCACCUGCACAGUUUAAAAAUAAUCCUGAGAUUGUAAGAGAAUCGGGGAAUCGUCUCGCAACAUUUAUGUUCUAUUUGACGGAUGUAGAAGCUGGAGGUGCAACUGUAUUUCCAUAUUUCAAAGUUGGAGUUUCCCCGGUUAAGAAUGCUGCUGUGUUCUGGUACGAUUUAGCACGAUCUGGUCAGACAAUGGCUGAGACGCUCCAUGCUGGUUGCCCUGUACUACUAGGAAGAAAAUGGGUUGCAAAUAAAUGGAUACGGGAAUAUGGCCAAGAAUUCAGACGACCAUGUAGCAUCGACAAGGACACACUUAAAGAGUGAAUUUUAAUUUGAUUUUUUAUAUUUGUAUACACUAUGAAAUGCUUAAUGAAAUAAAUAAUUGUGAAAAAAUUAUUCAACCACAACACUCUAAAAAAAGUAAUGCCUAUUUACUUAACAUUACUUAAAGAGAUUGAUAUUAACUAAAUAUAUUACAAACGUGAAA
Owenia fusiformis is the source of this 1837-nucleotide messenger RNA. The record is from the annotation of a GenBank genome assembly. Lineage: Eukaryota; Metazoa; Annelida; Polychaeta; Sabellida; Oweniidae.